Molecule: messenger RNA, 3402 nt
Organism: Salvelinus namaycush (lake trout)
Lineage: Eukaryota; Metazoa; Chordata; Actinopteri; Salmoniformes; Salmonidae
Product: cGMP-inhibited 3',5'-cyclic phosphodiesterase A-like
Exons: 14
Coding region: 1-3186 (1061 amino acids)
Biological process (GO): oocyte maturation; positive regulation of oocyte development
Cellular component (GO): cytosol
Molecular function (GO): 3',5'-cyclic-AMP phosphodiesterase activity
Source: RefSeq, a predicted model, not a curated record
AUGGCGAUGGAAGUGGAAGCUGACAGUGGCAGAGGUAUAUCAAGGAGGGCUCAUGAGAAAUGCCCGAGGGCGGUGGAGCGCAACGGCUAUGUGAAAACAUGUGUCACCCCUCUGUAUCAGGACGCAGGCUGCCAGUCGUGGCUGAGACUCGCAGAAAAAUGGAGUUCCCGGAGACUGUCCUCCGCAGUGUGUGUGGGCUCUGUAUCAGUUAUUCUCGCUUUGCUGGUCAGAUUGGUUGACUGGGACGUGGAGCAGCAGAGUUGCGGCAGUAACAGAGAGAAUAACGGCGAGUCUGGAUCUCUAGUUCAUUUCGUGGCGAGCUGUGUGGUGGAACUGUUGUUGAACGUAUGGUACCUGGUGUGCCCUGUCUUCACUCUCGUAUGUGCCUUCUUUUGGGUUGGCUUGUACCUGAUCCGUUGCGGGGUGCUGAUCCGGACCGCCGUGUUUCUGUUGGCAGUGUGUCACUUGGGCGAAGCCGCGGCGCAGUCUCUCCUGCACGGUGCGGAGGACCAGUUGCUGUCGUUUACCGCCACCGUGGUGGUUCUGUCCUGUCUAGCCGGCGGGGCGCUGAUGGUGGUCAGGCUCGGACAGGGGGUUUCCGUCAUCGUCUUCAUCAGCAUCAUCAGGACUGUGUCUCUCAUCUCCCUCAACAAGGUCCGGGCCAGCUGGAGACCCUACCUGGCGUACCUGGUAGGAGUGCUGGGAGUCCUGCUAGCGAGGUAUGCUGACCGGCUCCUGACGGGCUCAGGGCCACUCGGGGCGGGUUGUAGCUACGUGACAGCGGGGAAGGAAGAUAAUAUCAUUCCCGUGUUUAAAAGACGACGGAGGUCCAGUUCGGUGGUCUCUUCAGACAUGGCGCACAGUCACAGCAACAGCAAGUCCCACCGAAGGACCUCGCUCCCAUGCAUUCCACGGGAACAGAUGAUCUCACAGACUGAAUGGGACCACAAGAGGGGUGCCCGGGGAUCCCAGUCGUCGGGCACCAGUGUGUUGGUGGACAUAGCGGUGAUGGGGGAAGCCCAUGGAUUGAUCUCAGACCUGCUGGCGGACCCCUCUCUGCCCUCCAACACUUGCAGUUCCCUGCGGGCUGUCAGUAACCUGCUCAGUACCCAGAUCAGUUUGCAGCCGCUGCACCGGCCUCGAAUCAGCCCUCUGCAGGCACUCAGUGACACACACACCUGCUCCGACUCCGAGGACUGGCCAGAGAGAGAGAAACUCGCCAUCCCAAAGCGUCUGAGACGGAGCCUGCCUCCAGGCCUGCUGAGAAGGAUCUCCUCUACAUGGACCACCACCACCUCAGCUACAGGUCUUCCCACCAUAGAACCAGGACCCGUACGCAGAGACCGCUCUGCCAGCAUCAAACCCCUCCACGACAGUCCACCAUGCAGUGAGUCGUGGAACAGCUCUGUAAUGCUCACCAUCUCGAAGAGUCGCUCCAUGUCUGCCUCCUACUCUGCUUCAGCCACCUCCAACCACCUCUACAACAGACGAAUGACCAGACCAGAUGACCCGGCAGUGGCAUCGUCAGACUAUGAGAGCACCUACGAGACCAACCACAGUGACAGCAGUGACUUUGCACAGAACGAGGACGACGGGGAGGGGGCCAAGAAGCCCUCAGACACCCAGGACGGGUGUAGGUCGUACCAGCCUGAGGGCAUCGACACACAGCCCAUCCUGGCCCCAGAGCCUCUGGUAAUGCCAGAGCUGGAUCCUCUGAUGACUCAACUCAACAACUGGAACUUCCCCAUCUUCAACCUGGUGGAGAAAACACACGGCCGCUCAGGAUGCAUCCUCAGCCAGGUUUCCUACCGCCUGUUUGAGGACACGGGACUGUUUGAGACGUUCAAGAUUCCUGUCAGGGAGUUCGUGAACUAUUUCCAUGCUCUGGAGAACGGAUACAGGGACAUCCCAUACCACAACAGGAUCCAUGCCACUGACGUGCUCCAUGCCGUGUGGUACCUCACCACCCAGGCCGUGCCAGGCCUGCCCAACCUCCUCACAGACCACAGCUCAGACUCUGACUCUGACAGUGGGCUCCUCAACCCCAGCCAUAUAGGCCAUACAGGGUUCCUGGUUUCUAAGAUGUCUGCGGUGAUGGAGGAGGGUUAUGGAUGUCUGUCUGGCCUCAUCCCAUCCCUGGAGCUCAUGGCUCUGUAUGUGGCUGCAGCCAUGCACGACUACGACCACCCUGGACGGACCAACGCCUUCCUCGUGGCGACUAGCGCUCCUCAGGCCGUGCUAUAUAACGACCGCUCGGUGUUAGAGAACCACCACGCUGCGUCGGCCUGGAACCUGUUCAUGUCCCAGCCAGAGUACAACUUCCUGGGCAACCUGGAGCAUGUGGAGUUCAAACGCUUCCGCUUCCUGGUCAUCGAGGCCAUCCUCGCCACCGACCUGAAGAAACACUUUGACUUCCUGGCAGAGUUCAACGCCAAGGUGGGUGACGAUGGCUGCUCGGGCAUUGACUGGUCCAAUGAGAACGACCGGUUGCUGGUGUGUCAGAUGUGCAUCAAACUGGCAGACAUCAACGGCCCACUGAAACACAAGGACCUGCAUCUACAGUGGACCGAGGGCAUUGUCAAUGAGUUCUAUGAACAAGGCGAUGAGGAGUCGAGUCUGGGCCUUCCCAUCAGCCCCUUCAUGGACCGCUCUGCGCCACAGCUCGCCAAGCUCCAGGAGUCCUUCAUCACGCACAUCGUGGGUCCGCUCUGUUCCUCCUACGACUCCGCCGCCCUCAUGCCGGGGAACUGGGUCGACCCCGCCGAUGCACGGAGGAAGGAGGGAGAGGAGGAAGAGGAGGUGGGGGAACGAGAGACAGAGGAGGAAGAGGAGGAUACAACAGAGGAGGAUGUGUCGACUAGCUCUGAGAGUUCCCGUAAGAGCAUGUUGACCAGGAGGAGAGUGUUCUGUCCCAUCACUCAGCACCUUCUGGACAACCACGAAAUGUGGAAGAGAGUCAUCGCCUCGGAAACCCAGGACACGCCGGACAGAGAGGCGCCUAACUGCCUCAGCAACCCCGCAGAGCCAAUCACAGCCAUCCACGAGGAGGAGGAGCCAGCCAGCAAGGAGGAGCCAAUAGAUGGCCAGGGAGAGGAGACAGAAGGGGAAGAGACGGGGCUUGCAGAGGAAGAGGACGUGGCCGAGCAAUCAGAGACUGCAGAGAAAAGGGAGGAGGAGCUGGAGUGAGAGGAUUAUCUUUGACCCUUGAAGAUCAGGAAACGGAACAUUUAUCCAAACUCAUACCCUCUCCCAACUAGACUUUCUGACUCAUGUCAGAAAUUAUACCCUAUUCCCCAUGUAGUGCAGUAGCUGGCCAAAAAUAGUGUACUAUACAGGGAUUGGGGUGUUGUUUGAGACGCAGCCCCUGAUAUUUGGUUGCCAGCAAAUCACUUAGACACAACA